GGAGGCCAGCCAGGCCUAUUCCCCCACAACACCUAUAGUAAAAAGAUCUUUUGCAUUCCUGACUAUCAGAUUUGUAGAAAAUCUGGUUUUACUGGAUAUUUUUCAUGACAGAGGAUGCGGGAGGAGGGAAUCUGUAAUUUAUUUUUUUAAAAGAACCAGGAGAAAAUGAGAAAUUAUAACUAAGAAGGAAAAAUCUGACAAAUCUUUGCCGAUGAGCUGAAGGAACCAGGAGAGGGGGCCCUAGCAGGGUUUCCGGGUUAGGACUCUGGCAUGGAAAGCUCUUGUGUACCUGUUUGAGGGUGUGUUAAUUUUGCUUGUAAACUUUGUCCUCUGCCAGCGUCAGCAGCAAGUGGAUGUGCAGGGUUGUGCCUGCUGCUAUCAGGUUUCCCACUACCCCAGUCACUCCUCCUUCUUACAGCUGUAGGGGUGCACCUGGCCGAGGAAGAUGCUGCUCCAGGCUGUCCCUGGGUUAAUGUGGCUCUGGCAGAACAUGCCCUUUCAGACAUUGGCCGUCUUCUUAGGCCUGUUCCUGUUGAUUGCUGACUGCAUGAAAAGGAGACGGCCGAAGAAUUUCCCUCCAGGACCUUUGCCCCUGCCGUUCCUGGGCCACAUACUUCAUCUGGAUUUCAAACAGCCCCAUAGAUCUAUAGAGAAGCUUGUUGGAAAAUAUGGCAACAUUUUCAGCAUGCAGUUUGGUAGCCAGACAGCUGUGACUGUAAAUGGAUUCAAGCUGGUGAAGGAAGUGCUUGUCCAUCAGGGUGAAUACUUUCUUGAUCGCCCACAAAUUCCUCUUAUGUACGAAAUCUUUGGCUUUUGGGGACCGGUUUGAAUAUCAUGAUAGUCACUUCCAGAAGUUACUGCGGUUGAUUGAUGAGACGGUGUACCUCCAGGGAACUAUUUGGAACCAGCUGUAUGACUCCUUCCCGACCAUAAUGAAGUGGAUACCUGGACCCCAUCACACCAUUUUUAAAAACUGGGAAAAUAUGAAGUGUUUUGUGGGGGAAAUGAUUGCAAAGCACAAAGAGGACUGGAAUCCAUCUGAACCCAGAGACUUCAUUGACUGUUAUCUGAAGGAAAUAGCAAAGGCCGAUGCCGACCCUAGUUUCCAUGAAGAAAAUCUCGUAUUUUCCACACUGGAUCUUUUUUUUGCUGGAACUGAGACAACGUCUACAACCAUCCGCUGGGCUCUGCUGUACAUGGCCCUAUAUCCUGACGUUCAAGAGAGAGUGCAAGCAGAGAUUGAUGCAGUGAUUGGCCAGUCUCGCCAGCCAGCCAUGGACGACAGGAACAACAUGCCAUACACCAAUGCAGUUAUUCAUGAAGUGCAAAGGAUAAGCAACAUCGUGCCUUUCAGUGUGCCCAGAAUGGCAACUAGUGACACAACACUGGCUGGAUUCUGUGUGCCAAAAGGCACCGUUUUGAUUCCCAAUUUGACAUCAGUGCUGUUUGACAAGAAUGAGUGGGAAACCCCUCAUACUUUUAAUCCUAAGCAUUUCCUGGAGGAUGGUCAGUUCAAGAAGAGAGAAAGUUUCCUGCCCUUCUCUGCAG
Molecule: messenger RNA, 1548 nt
Organism: Chrysemys picta bellii (western painted turtle)
Lineage: Eukaryota; Metazoa; Chordata; Testudines; Emydidae
Source: RefSeq, a predicted model, not a curated record